AUGCUGAAGUCAACGAUCGUGGACCCCCGAGUGCGCCUGGUGCCGUCGAAGAAGCUUCUGGAAUUUCUGGACGCUCAGAAGGAGCACUUUCCGGAGGUUACCGAAAAUGUGGCCAAGAUUAUGAAGCAAAAGGGCUUCACACUGCCCCUCAAGACGCGGAUAAUCAAGGAUAAAGACGUUGCUUGCAAACGUCCAGUCAUCGACCAAUCUCUGCUGAAAAAACUUACAAAUAACGUAACUAUUGCGCCCGAAGAACCCGCCAAGACCAAGCCGGAUACCGCAGAUGAGAAAGAUACUGACGAAGAAACACCGGAGAAGAAAACGUUUCUCUAUUUGAGCGACAUGCAUUGGCUAAAUAACACUCUAGUGGAACUGCGCCGCCAGGACCAUUGCCUUGUGUUUCUUCAUCAGCUGAUUGAGUCCUGUGAACUUAUUCUGCCAGAGAACGAGAUGAUGCCUCGCAAUCCGGAGCUGGAAGCCCGCUGCGAGCGUUUGCGUGCGGAGCAGCACAACCGGGAUUACCUUAAGAUGACCAAGAACGUGGAUGCCGGACUGAAACAUUACCCCGAAGACACAAUCUCCUAUCAGAUUAAGAGCCUCAAUAAGCAGAUCAUUGCCGUCGUGCAGUUCAUCUUCUCCGUGGCCGCUGGCUUUACUUUUGGUUUCUUUGGCGUCAACUUGAUGGUGGGGCCUCUGCCCUUUGGAUUUCGCAUUCUGCUGGGCGUGAUUGUGGCUCUCAUCAUAGCCCUUGCUGAGAUGUAUUUCCUGGCCAAAAAGCUUCACGAGUAUGACGAAGUGCUCGAUGCACCCAAACGCAAGCAGCAGGCAGCGACGCCAGUAAAGCGCAAGGUGGUAGUUAAACCCUCGGGCGAGGGAAGCCAAGUCCAGACAUUAAAACCCCAUGCUGACUAGAUAAUUAAGGACUUCAAAUCGUUCUUUAUGUACACACACACACACACACAUUCUUUUGUAUUAUUUCGCGUUGCAAUGUUAGGUUAUAUAAAUA
This is a messenger RNA of Drosophila elegans, 1006 nucleotides long. RefSeq lists its product as uncharacterized. Gene Ontology annotation, cellular component: endomembrane system. The coding region runs from base 1 to 912 and encodes 303 amino acids. The transcript is spliced from 2 exons. Gene Ontology annotation, biological process: vacuolar proton-transporting V-type ATPase complex assembly. The record is from RefSeq and is a predicted model, not a curated record. Lineage: Eukaryota; Metazoa; Arthropoda; Insecta; Diptera; Drosophilidae.